Molecule: messenger RNA, 1650 nt
Organism: Exophiala oligosperma
Lineage: Eukaryota; Fungi; Ascomycota; Eurotiomycetes; Chaetothyriales; Herpotrichiellaceae
Exons: 1
Coding region: 280-1581 (433 amino acids)
Source: RefSeq, a predicted model, not a curated record
AGCUUUUCGUGAUGAUAAAGUGUUAACUCAAGGUUUCGGCCAUGUAAAUUGAGGCGCAGUCUUUGGAUCUUCUUUCUCUUUUUCUUUCCUUCCAUCUCACGAAAGGACAAAACCAGUGUACCGAUCGCAGUCGCCAAAGAUUGAAUCAAUGCGCGAGAUGCGCUUGACCGAUUGCAAUCGCACACGGUGCACCUUUGGCCUUGGAUACAAGAGCCUGCCGACUCAAACUGAAGAAAAAGACGCCAUCCAGUAGUGUAUUUCACGCAAACACCUUCAUCGAUGUCGACGUCAACGCCGAUAAUGUCGGGGCACCACUACGACAACGUGACGACGAUCAACUGCGUCUACUCGAUCUCGGGCAAUUACGGGGUGCUUCCACGGUUUCUCUACUACGUGACCCUCGUCGCCGCCAUCUUCGGACGGAGUCGAGAAUGGCUCAUCAUCGGCGCGUUGGUCAGCGCACUGACGUACGCGGGCACGGCGGCGAUCCACAUGAUGACCCUGGUGCGGAGUCGCACCGGCGUGUUCGACCUGGACAUCCUCGCCGUGUGGGCCGUCCUGUCCACGGGCGCGUUGGGCUACAUCGGGAUGAUGCACUGGAGCAGUACGCUGAGGAGCAGCCGGGCGAGGGUGGUGAUGCUCCUGUGGGGUGCGUUGGUCGGGGUGGGGUUGAUUUUCGGGAGGGCGCUGUUGUUUGACACCCCCGUCGACGCGGGCGAGAGGGCGUGCUGGUCCAACGGCAAUGGCACCGGGACCGGGAGGCUGUUGUUGACCCAGAUCCUCCAACUGCAAGGGUCCGACUUCGAUUGCACCUACAAAUGCUUCGGGAUCACGAAACCCCUGAGACAGACGAGCGAGAUCGUGGCCGUGCCGAGUCAGGUCCUGCACGGAAAGUACACCUCGCUGAGCUACAUCCUGGUCGGACCCAUACAGUUCGCGGCAUACGCGGCCUUGAGCGUAGACAGUGCGUCGGAACAUACGCCCAGUGUUCUGUGCACGAGGCUGGUCAUGAAGUAUCUGCUGCGCGACGUCCCCGGGAAGCAGGCGGGGGAGUUGACGAAGGUCGUGUACAAGGCCAGCAUGGAGUCGUGGUACGGCGGUUAUUUUGUCUUUCUGGGCUACAUUCGGCGCAUACGAUGGUGUUGGGUCAAGUUCCGCUGGGCGAGCAUGUUGUUGCCUUGGUUGGUGUUGAGUUUUGCCAUUGACGUGCUGUGUUUGCCGUUGAUGGUGGCGAAUAUCGUCUUGAACGAGUUGGCCCUCUUGAGUGGUGGAUAUCCCGUCAAUGAGGCGAACAUGGCCAUUGGACAGUGGGGGCCGGUGGUGAGUUCGUUGCUUGUCGUGUUUGCUGCCUGUGUCAACAAGGGCCUGGAGUGGUGGGAGGAAAGGAAGGCGAGGAGAAAGGAGUCAAAAGAGAGUGGGCGUGAUGAAGGAGAGGUGGCAAUGGAGGAAGUCAGCGUGGUUGCCGGGAAGGGUGCAGAUCGAGAUGGAGAUGAAGAUGGCCAGGUCUGGGGGGUCGUUAAGCCGAAGAUGGUGCAUGUUCAGACGUUGGAGGAUAUGGAGGAUUUGAGGAGGCCGAAGUAGAGGAAGGUAGAGGAGAGAAAUGAGUAGUUUGAUUCAUUCUGUGUAUAUCAUACGAGAUUUUCACAUGCC